AUGUACGCUCCUCCUCCAGCUGUUGCCGCCGGUGGUGCUCGUCGCUCUGGUUUAGCUGCUAGUGGUCCACUUUUGGCCAUAUGCUGUCUUCUCUUUAUUCUCUUUCUUAUUGCAUCAACUAUCGUUCUGGCAUUGAUUCCAGUUUAUCUUUCAACACGAGAUAGCAACUCCAGCACUUACUCUCCAACUUAUUUAAUGACAAUGACACCUACAAACGGAAGCUUCGGUGGAGAAGGUACGCUGAGCUCAGAUUCACUUAGCACCAUUGCCUCUGCUUCAGAAACAGCUACAGGCAUACCGUCCGGCUCAUUUUCUGUAAACUCUGGCACAUCAACUGCGAACAGUUCAGGCCGACGUAAACGACGAGGAUUUGGUCUUAUACGACACCGCCGUGCUAUAAGCAUAGUUUACUGCCCAUUCGCGUUCAAUCGAAAACGAUGUGGUGCACGAUGUGAUGGCAGCGCUUUCCGAGCAAAGAUUAAAACAUUCACCAUUAUUGUCACUGUCAUUGUUAGUGGUACAACUUACACGAACGUCAUCUUUACUGUGGUCAUCACUUAUUCAUCAAAUUACGUUAUUCCAACACCCAGUUCAUCAACUGGCUCCGUUGUGGGUUAA
Molecule: messenger RNA, 618 nt
Organism: Adineta ricciae
Lineage: Eukaryota; Metazoa; Rotifera; Eurotatoria; Adinetida; Adinetidae
Source: the annotation of a GenBank genome assembly